Triticum turgidum subsp. durum (durum wheat) is the source of this 1392-nucleotide messenger RNA. The record is from the annotation of a GenBank genome assembly. Lineage: Eukaryota; Viridiplantae; Streptophyta; Magnoliopsida; Poales; Poaceae.
AUGGGGAGUCAACUGCUGCCGGCGGCGGCGGCGAAAGCCCCGUCGACCCCGUCCACCACCACCACUAGCACCACCACCGCCGCCAACGGAAGCACCACCACCACAACCAAAACCACCUCCACCUCCACCUCCGCCGAUGGCACCCCUACCAUCACAACCACCAGCACCACCACCACAACAACAACCACAACCACGGUCACUGCCGCCGCCGCCGCCACCACCACCAUAUCGUCCCUCAGCGAAGACGACCUCCGCGAGAUCUUCCUCCGCCUCCCGAACCUCCGGGCCCUCAUCCGCGCCGCGCUCACCUGCCGCGCAUGGCUCGGCGCCGUCCGCGCCUCCCGGCCCUUCCGCCGCCUGUUCCGCGCCCUCCACCCGGCGCCGCUCCUCGGGCUCUUCAUCCCAAUCGACGGCAGCGCCAACCCCUCCUUCGCCCCGCUGCGCCGCCGCUCAGAUCCCGACGUCACCGCCGCCCUCCGUGGCGGCGACUUCUUCCUCACCUCCCUCCCGCUCGAGGCCGACCCAUCCAAGGGCUGGAGCCUCAUGGACUGCCGCGACGGCUACCUCCUCCUAUGGAACAUGCUCUCCCUCGCCGCCGUGAACCCCUUAACCUGGGCCGUCGACAUCAUCCCGAUGCCCGGCGACGAUGUGCAGGCCGGGAGUCGGCGCCAUUUCUCCUUCCUUGGUUUCCAUCUGCUGUGCUCCGACGAGCACCCGUCGUCGUUCCGCGUGGUCUGUGUCUGCUCGGACCCGCAAAGGAUCCGUGCCGCCGUCUUCUCGUCGGAGACGUGGGAUUGGGUCGUCCACCCGUGGGUGCACGUCGGCGGUAACCGCAGCCUGAAGUUCAAUGCUGGUACGCUGGCGAAUGGUUCCAUUUACUGGCCUGUCGACGGUGAACCCCGCACGAUUAGGAUAAACACGGCCACCAUGGAUGUCUCCUCUGUGGAUCUACCCUCUCAAGUGAAGGUGCACGGAUUCAGUUUCAGUGCCGGGGACACCAAGGAUGGCCAACUAUGCAUCGUCUAUGAAUCGGAUUUCUUCCUUCAUGUUUGGAUCCGUGGCGUGGACGGUGAUGGAAUCGAGGUUUGGGUUCCGGACACUGUAAUCGAUUUGAGUGCAGAAAUUGAUCGGGUCACUCAUGGGUUCGCUCUCGACUUGCAUGGCGACCUCAAGGUUAUGGAAGUUAGGUCUGGAUACAUCUACUUGUCCACGACAUGCUUGACCCCUGCUGGCACGCUCCACUGCUGGUUCUUCUCCCUUUCCUUGGAGACCUUGGUGCUUGAGUUACUUGUCUCGGGGAAAUUCGACGGUUGUGCCCAUCUGUAUAGUAUGGCCUGGCCUCCUUCUUUGGUUGGUGAUGAUGGGACUCAUGAAAUCGAAGGUUUUAACUGA